This is a messenger RNA of Diatraea saccharalis (sugarcane borer), 2471 nucleotides long. The record is from the annotation of a GenBank genome assembly. Lineage: Eukaryota; Metazoa; Arthropoda; Insecta; Lepidoptera; Crambidae.
AAGACCGAUAUUGUGUUCAUAGAAGUCAUUCGUCAUUUCCAAAUCGGAGUUUCGAAGGAUCACACCUAGUGAAGUAAAUGAUAACAAAGUGAGCAGUCGUAAUAAGUGGGUGAAACUGUAAAGUGUCAAUGAUGGGACUAAGAAGGAACUUGAGUGUUAUGCGGCUCGGGAGGUGCAUCGCAUUUCUUGCAGCGGCCGCUUUUCUACUGCCAUUCACGAUUCUAGUGAUGGUGGCUGAUCAACAGUACAACUUGACGUACAGCUCGAAACGGGUGUUUUAUCAAGAGAGCGACUUCUAUAGAGUAAAUGGGACUUAUAGCAUGCCAACAAUAACUAUAACAACACCUAAGAUGCGGUCACAGUUCAUUUUCGAUAAUAGCACCCAAGACGAAAAACUUCUAACAAAGGAGAAAUUUCUGGAGGUCGGAGCAAGAAUGGAGAGCCGCCAUGAUUACCUGAGAAGCCAGUGUAGCAAACUGGGCCUGGAUAGCUCUAGUAACAAAGCAAAUGCCUGGGAGUACUUAGUGAACAGACAGUACCACGUUAUAUGGUGCAACGUAUUCAAAGCUGCAUCGUCUUCUUGGAUGUACAACUUUAAUCUGAUGGCAAACUACACUGCUACAUUCCUAGAUAAGACGAAGGAGGUCUAUCUAGAAUUAGCCAGAAGAAAGUAUGGAAGACCUACAGUAUCCAUGAUAAAAAAGGCACAAGCUGAUUCCAUAACCUUCAUAAUAGUUCGGCAUCCUUUAGAAAGAUUAGUUUCUGGAUACAACGAUAAAAUUGUACACGCAUGGCCCAAGUCUUUCCACGAUAAAUUGGGACACAAGAUUAUAAGGAAAUACAGAAAGGUACCAGCGGAUCAAAAAGGUCCGACCGAAUCGUACCCUCUGUUUGAAGAGUUCGUGAGUUACCUGUUGGACGAGUGGAAGGCAAAGAGGACUCUAGACAUGCACUGGACACCGUACACUGGAUUCUGUACACCUUGCAAGUUCAAUUUCGAUGUCAUAUUGAAGUUCGAAACUUUGGACGAAGAUCAGAGGUUCCUGAUACAACUGGCUCGUCUUCAGAACGUUGUGAAGCCAGAAUGGAGGAACGUCGGCAAAACGAAUACGCUACACGAAAUAAGUCAUCUCUACUCAAGAAUCACUAAAUCACAACUUGACGGGCUUUAUCGGCUUUACGAAUAUGAUUUCAAGCUCUUCAAUUACACAAUAGAGAACUACUACGAGAUAGUGAAACCUGACGAGACUAGCGACCACAGAUAAACUACGAGCUAACUUAUUUAAAUCUAUAUAGAAAGAGAAUAUCACCCCAUAAUGCGCCUCUUUGUUCGCCUAGAGAAUAGACAUCGAAGGUUGAUGAACGAGGGGAAAAAUUCAUCAGUGAAGACUGAUCGUUGCCGAUGAUUGAUCGGUUUCUGUGUUCCCAUUGAAAUAUAAUGAAUUAACCCUAACGUCAAUUCGGGAUUUCGGUUGUUGUUGCGUACAUUUUUCUGAUACAAUGUCCGUGUUAUUACCAUCGUGAAAAAAACCAUUAUUGAUAUUGAUAUAUCGAUUGAAACGCCACGUUUGAAUCAUUAAAAAUAUAUAUUAAAAGAAAAUGUAUUUAUAACUAUAUAACUUAGAUUUUUAAAAUAAUUUAGCAGAAUAUGAUAGUUUUCUUUUGUUAUUGUUUUCGUUAAUGGUCGUAUUAUAAUGAUAAUUUCUUUUUGUUAUUAAAAAAGCAUUUUUAAUAAAUGAUACUAAUAUCAUAAACAUACUUUAAAAAAGCUCAACCUUUUUAGAAACUCGAGUAUCAGAUACAGUCGAUUUCUUAUUUAUAUUUUAGUUAAAAUAUUUUUAAUUAUAUUGACUGAUAGUUCAUUCCUGGGUAUUUAUUUGUAUAUUUUGCAAUGCAGAAUGUUGUGUGAAUAUCACCAUAUGCAGAAUAUAAGUUAAAACCAAACAACAACAAAAUUUUAUAUAGAAAAUUGCAAAUAGAUUAGCAUAUUUACCGUAUGAAAUUUAUUUUAUUUCUUAACUUUUAUAAAUGUGUGUUAAACAUAUUUUACUCUAAUUAGUUUUAAUAUGUUUGCUAACGAGUAUAUGUAAUUAUCUAAGACUUCUAUGUGUACUAUUACAAGCUGUAGGUACCUACUGAACACUAAAACUGUGACAGCACGAGUUGGCAUAGGCACGCUGUAGUGUCGCUUGCUAAGUGGUAAGUCGAUUAAACGAUGGUAUCAUAGAAGUCUUUGGUAGACUAAUAUAUAAUUCAAACGAAAAUUCCCUAGUGCUUCCAUAACACGUACAAUAUGGAAAUAGUAACAAGUAAAUGUGGUAUUAAAAAAGAUAGCACUAUAAUAGAGAGUCAGAAAAUAUAUGUCAUUGAAUAAUAAGAGUCAAAGUUGAUGUAACGUUAAGUAUAAAUAGUUGUUCUUGUAUUACUAUACUGUGUAUUCAAAGUUCUAUACCUACCUGAUUAAUUACAUC